AGGAAUCCACUCCUUUACGUAUGCUACAACAUUGCGUGCUUAGCAGAACUGUGGCGUCUUAUUUAAGAAACGAGAAGGUAUAAAAGGAGCAACAUCGCGCCGCCAUUUCACAGCAGCUAGCGGCCGGCUUGACAUUACUGUGCGGAAGACAUGGCGCGCAAAUGCACACUGGCAUCAUCGGCUCUUGCGCUAUGUAUACUUAUAAGCCUGGUUGAUGAUAGUCCUGAAGCACAAAGUGGAGGCGUUCGUAUGGACUUCUCACCAAUUUACAUUAAGGACCAAGACAUCACAAAGGUCUUUAGCAGUGCGGCUUAUUGGUGGCUAUUCGGUUUCUACAUUCCGCGCGGGAAUAUCACGGAGAACAACAGAGAAUGCGUGCAUUUUCAAAGGAAGGAACAAAAUCGCACUCAUAUAGAAUUGAUAGCCAUUGGCGGAAGGGGCAGUCAACAGACGCAGAUUCCAAUCUAUGGACAGUUCUAUAAAUGUAAUGACACAUAUGGAAUGGAAAAUGGCCGGCGGAAACACCCAAAUUGUGUUAGACUUACCGCAAAAGAUGACAUGUUUGGAGCAAACUUCAGAUUGCUCUAUUUAGAAUAUGGCAAGUCUUCUCUCUUCCGAGUGAUGGAUGUGGGCGAAGGAACCGGCUGCGUGGUUCUUCUCAGCAAUGCGACUGUCGGCAAGGGCCCGAGUCCUGUAUGUAAGAUAGCUUAUAACCGAUUUUGCGGUAACGAACGUCUACUUCAAAAAGUGUAUAAGGAUGAUUGCAAAAAGCAAGGCGCCCAAGAACACCCAAAGGAAAACACCAAGGAAGACACCCAAACAAGUUAAUAAAGCAAACCUCUCCCUUACUUUGCAAUAAAAUCGACUCACCAUA
This is a messenger RNA of Dermacentor andersoni, 874 nucleotides long. RefSeq lists its product as uncharacterized. The record is from RefSeq and is a predicted model, not a curated record. NCBI's taxonomy places the organism in Eukaryota, Metazoa, Arthropoda, Arachnida, Ixodida, Ixodidae. Gene Ontology annotation, biological process: symbiont-mediated perturbation of host defenses. Gene Ontology annotation, molecular function: amine binding.